Molecule: messenger RNA, 3593 nt
Organism: Sapajus apella (tufted capuchin)
Lineage: Eukaryota; Metazoa; Chordata; Mammalia; Primates; Cebidae
Gene: CCDC149
Product: coiled-coil domain containing 149
Exons: 13
Coding region: 95-1717 (540 amino acids)
Source: RefSeq, a predicted model, not a curated record
CCUCUCAGGGCCGCGCGGGGCCCGGGCGGCGGCGGCGCGACGCCGCGAGGAGGAGGAGGAGGAGGAGGCGGGGGUCCGUGAGGCCGGCCGGCGCAUGGAGGAGGAGGCCAUGAACGGCGACCGGACCGAGAGCGACUGGCAGGGGCUGGUGAGCGAGUACCUGGUGUGUAAGAGGAAGUUGGAGAGUAAGAAGGAAGCCCUGCUGAUCCUCUCCAAGGAGCUGGACACCUGUCAGCAGGAGAGGGACCAGUACAAACUCAUGGCCAAUCAGCUCCGGGAGCGCCACCAGUCACUGAAGAAGAAGUACCGAGAACUGAUUGAUGGCGAUCCAUCACUUCCUCCUGAAAAAAGGAAACAGGCUAAUCUUGCACAACUGCUGAGAGAGUCUCAGGACCGAAAUAAACAUCUGGGAGAAGAAAUUAAAGAACUUCAGCAAAGGCUCGGAGAAGUCCAGGGUGACAACAAGCUCUUGAGGAUGACGAUUGCUAAACAGAGGCUUGGAGAUGAAGAAAUCGGUGUGCGACACUUUGCAGCCCAUGAGCGUGAAGACUUGGUUCAGCAGCUAGAGAGAGCUAAGGAACAGAUUGAGUCUCUGGAGCACGACCUGCAGGCUUCUGUGGAUGAGCUUCAGGAUGUUAAGGAAGAACGGUCUUCCUACCAGGACAAAGUGGAGAGGCUCAACCAGGAGCUGAACCAUAUCCUGAGUGGGCACGAGAACCGAAUCAUUGACGUGGAUGCCCUGUGCAUGGAGAACAGGUACCUUCAAGAGAGAUUAAAGCAACUCCAUGAAGAGGUCAACCUCUUGAAGUCAAACAUUGCCAAAUACAAGAAUGCUCUCGAGAGACGGAAAAACUCGAAGGGCCAGGGUAAAUCCAGCAGCAGUGCUCUGACAGGAGUCCUGUCUGCAAAGCAAGUUCAGGAUCUGCUAUCUGAGGAUCACGGAUGCAGCCUCCCAGCUACUCCGCAGUCCAUUUCUGACCUGAAAUCUCUGGCAACAGCCCUGUUGGAAACAAUCCACGAGAAAAACAUGGUCAUUCAGCACCAGCGGCAAACCAACAAAAUCCUAGGGAAUCGGGUGGCUGAGCUGGAAAAAAAGUUAAGAACUCUGGAAGUUUCUGGUUUGUGGAGUCUUCCAGGCCUGAGCUACAAUGUUUCAGUAGGAUUUGGGAGAAGCAAGGACACCAUACUAUUCAGUGACCCCACUCUUCCUAGUGGACAGAGGUCAAGAUCCCCACUGCUGAAGUUUGUUGAGCAGCCCUCUGAGAACAGAGUGGACCCCAAAGAUGGGGAGGCUCAGAGGCAAGAAGGAGAUGAAAGUUGUGCCGCUGCUGAGGCGUUGACAGCGCCUGAGGAUGCUGGGAGGCCCACUGUCAACUCCCCACCAAAUCAGAGCUGCGGGGACCAGAGCAAGCUCUUUCAUUCUCCGUUACCCCAGUUACCUUCUGAGGAAGAAGUAAACAGCCUUGGAAGGGAAAUAAUUGAACUGACAAAGGAACAGGCAGCUGCAGAGCUGGAAGAGGUCAGAAGAGAGAGUCCCAUAGAGGGUCAGAGGAGUGAGACGGGGCCCGCCCCGCAGGGCCUGGCCGCCCCCGGGGAGCUCCCCACAUCUCACCUGGACUCCUUCGAGGCCAGCCAGCCAGCAGCCGAAGCUCCCUCACUGGAAGAUGGCGAAGGGAUCCCAGAGGGCACAGGCACGAGGAGCACCGUGAAAACCUGAAGGGGAGAGGGAUCUGACGCAGUGACACACUGAAAGCCCCAGAGAGGGUCAAGAAGGAAGCAUCAGAACGGCGUGCCCACGUCGCCUUCUGAAACACCUCCGAGUCUGCAAGUGAGAAAACGCUCUGAUCCUGUUGCAAACUAUGAAUAUUCCGAUGAUGCCGGUACAGUUUGAUUUAUUAAAUGGAGGUCCUAAAGCUUCUCCAUGGCAUCUCUCUGCGGAAGAGCGCUACUGUGAACAGGGCCAGGCCCAGGAACUGUGUCCGCCGUAUGGCUGGUUUUCAGCAUCCGUGUUUCUGUCAGCUUUUGUUUUAUCAGAGAUAAGAUGUUUUUGUAUUAGCAUUUCAUGUCGUCAAUCAAAAUUACAGGAAGAGCUAGAAACUGAUGGGGUUUUUAAUCAGGUCCCUGACUUGGUCAAGGUUAGGCAGCUGGAGAGGAAAGUGUAAUUGAGCAGAAUGUGUUCAGAGGGCCCUCGCAGCCCAUCAAGUUAGGUCCCAGUAGGACCACCUGGCAAGGGUGUGCCUGGCAUUGUGCCCACGGCACUGCUGUCGUGGGGCAGACUGGCAGGUGGAAGGGACCUUGAGCAGGCUGAGAAGGUUGGGCUUCUGGGUUGAUCCACGGCCCCUGUUGAGGCCUGUGUGGUGAGUGCCAGAGCUGAGUUUUCCAGCUUGUAAAUCCGGAGAAUUAACUGAUCUGAAGUGAUUGGGAGGGGUAGGCAUAAACGCUGGAGAUCAGGACUCCCAGUGGUGAUCUGGUUUUUUGUGAGGUGAGAUGAGAUGAGAGCUACAACCUGGAAGUGCUCGGUCUCUGCAUUCAACCUGUCUCACACUGGGAUUGUAUGGCCAGUUUAGGUUUGGGAGAGAUCUACUUGCCGGGAGCCAGUCUGGUUUCCUGGACCACCUGGAACUUCCAAACCCUUCUUCACUCCUUCAACAAUGUUGAGGCUGCCUCAUUUGUGCCACCAAGUGUUGGAAUUUUAAAGACCAGACACAGAGUUUGUGACCUUAUAAGGGAAAGAGAGAGGAAAACAAAACAGCUUCACUGGAGCCUGGCAAGGAGGCCUGUGGCACCACGGGCACAGUCCAGGGUUGGGAAAGGAGGCCAUGGUCAGUGCCACCUGGUUCUUUCCUUUCGGAUAAAAAUUAGAUUUUCUAGAUGGCAUCCAGCACUGCAGAAAAUUGAAAGAUCAUCCAGCCAUAGCUUUUUCCUUCCCUGGAAAGCCUGAGACUAGAUCCCAAAGCUCAGAAUGCCUCUGAGAACCAGAAUCACUCCUUUGAGAGACCCUCCUUGCAGGAAAAAGAGAGGCUCCCAGAGCGGCAGCCUCUCUUAGUGAAAAUGCAUCCUAGAAAUUCGAUGUUUAUCCCAGGCUUGUGGCACUAAGAUGUGACAUCUGGACACGAGGGGCCGGCCACACAGAUACAUCCCUCCCACAUUGCAUCUCCAGGAAUCCUCUGCGAGCAGAAUGGUAGCCCUAUCACUUUCUGUGCUGCUCCUCUGAAGUAGGCCCAAGUGGAGCCCAAACAGACCCAGGCCUUUGUCUGAUGCACACUGGCUGGGCCUCCCACUACUUUAGUUGAAAAGGGAGCAUGCUGCUGUCCGGGCUCUGUUGCUCCUGGUGAGAAGGACAUACCAUUGACCCCACCUACCACCGGCUCUAAUGUUUCAUCCUUUUGUGUCCCAGCCCGUUCCCUCCCCACCAGGCCCACCCCGACAGCCUCUCCUCAGGGGAGGCUGCUCCUGCAGCUGGAGGGCUUGCACAGACCAGCAGUCACAGAAAUCAUUCUUCCUGCUGGACUGGGCCUUAACUGCCUGCAAAUGUUCAGCACAACUGCAUAGGAUACCAGAGCCACCAAAGGAAAACACAGCCAAAUUUAAUA